AUAGACCAUCUGGCCACUCUUAGGCACACACGUGCAUCUCCAGAGGAAUUUUGUUUCAGUUUUGCUCUUCAGUUUUUCUUGCUAAAUAAGUGAAUUAACUAAUUAAAAUGACGAAUACCGCGAAGAAGGAACCACAGGAAAGGGGGAAGCAUCAGGUGCAUAAUGUGCGCUUCUACACGAUAAAACCGCGUGGAAUCGUCAGCUUGGCGUAUAGUAAAUCGAGCAAGUGUCUCGCUUUCAGUCGUGAAACUCCCGUCAUAGAGCUAUGGAACCUGGAGCACACCCCCUACUUAGAUCGUGUAAUCCACCUGCCACCCGACUCACCAGCGGAAUCUUUGGCUUGGGCGGGAAACCGACUGUUUUCCGUGGAUCUCACGGGUAAACUGAUCGAGUGGGAUGUGAUUAAGCUGAAACCACGAUACGAGCACUCACCCACUGGCAAUGCUCUCUGGAGUAUCGACGUGAACCCCGCGGAAACGGAUAUUGCCGUUGGCUCAGAGGAAGGGCACAUUAAUCUGCUGAGCAUCGAGAAUGACGAAAUAACCUAUAAAUCCCUAUUUAACAAGCAAAAAGGUCGCGUUCUCUGCAUCAAGUUUGAUAAGACAGGAACUAAAUUGGUGACCGGCACCGAGGGAUGUGUUCGUAUUUGGAACGUCCUUAAAGGCACCACUCUGCACACAAUGACCCUCUCCGAAAAUAAUGUUAUCGUUUGGUCCCUACAGUUCCUAUCCGAUAAUACGAUUAUUGCUGGCGAUUCGGCAGGAUAUGUAACCGUUUGGAAUGCAGAAAACGCGACACAGAUCAAUUCAACACGAGUUCUGGAUAAAAACGUAUUUGCCCUGGCUGUGAAUAAAAAGGAGGAUCGAUUGGUUUGCAGUGGAAUGCAGCCACCGCUCAUCCGGAUUUUCAGCAAAGCCAAGAUCAAGCGGGAGGAGUCCACCAGCGAGCGUUGGAUUAAAUUUCUGCAGCGCGAUGCCCACAAACACUAUGUAAAAUCCCUCUUGGUUAUCGACGAUCAAAUCUAUUCGGGAGGCUUGGAUGGCAUAUUGACCAUUACCUCCAGUGAACGGAGGCAUGCACAUCUAUCGCAGCAUGCUCCCUUUCUAAAGGGCUCCGUAGCAUCACUGUCAAUCAGUAAAAAGCUUUUGCUUUUACGAUAUCCGAACAGCCUACACCUGUGGCGUCUGGGUUCUGUGGCCCCGCAAACCGAGGACAAGAAGAAACCCUGGGCCCACCCAGUAGGGCAUACGGAGGAAUUACUUUUGGAGCAGCCACCCCAGAAACUCCUCCACCUAAAUGUCAAAGAGCGAAACUUUAUACAGUCUGCUGCCAUUUCACCAGAUGCAAACUGGAUUUGCUACUCCACCUUAAAAGAACUCCGAAUCAGUCGUUUAAAAAGUGAUCCCCUGCAAGUGGAGCGUCUGGUAGACGAUCUUCCUGAGGAACUUCAACCAGCCAGUCAUAUAAUUUUCACAAAGCAGGGAGGUCUAGCGCUCCUCAAUCCGCAGAACAAUCAUCUUAGUUGGUUUAACUUAGAGGAAGAUCGGGUGACAUUCAAAUAUACCAUAGAUUUGAGUGACAAUUGUAAGAAUGCGAUUAACCAUUUGGUUAUAUCUUCGCAUGGCGAUUACAUUGUGGCUGCAAGCUCAGACCACAUAGUAUCGGUUUGGAAACUACAUGGAAAGCAAUACAAGCAUCUGCUAAACCUACCCAGACAUCGAGCAGGUACCACAUCCCUAUCCAUGCACGAAGAUCACCCACGUGUGGUGGUCGCCUACGCCAAUGGAAAGCUGGUGGAAUACGAUUUGGUUAAUCGGAUAUUCACCUGUGAAACUGAUGAGUACCUGAUACCGGAGACAAGGCACUAUUGCAUCAGUGGAAUCAGCCUUGAUCCACAAAAUCCCAAUAUAUUUAUUGUUCACACCGAGACCAAUUUGUAUGUAUUGGAGAGGGAUCAGCAUCUGGAUACAAAGGAGCUUGUGAGAAGCAGCAAGUCCAAAAAGUUAUCAAACGGAAAUUGCUCUUCAGUUGCUGCCGGCUCAAAAGGCUUGAGCCUCAAGACGUUGCUGCCACGACAGCACCUGGUGCACGUGUCUCGCCUGAGCUCUAACGAACUUGUCAACGUCAGCAUUUCGACAAACAAUCUGUUGGCUCCGCUGCCGCCGCCGUACCGGCGGAAGAAAUACGGUGCCUCGUAAAUGGAGCGCCGCAGGAUGAAGUUGAGUGGAGGAACUCCAUCUCCACUUUGGCUUACCCAGUAGUUUCCACUUAGUUACCAAAUAAAAUCAAAAGUAGAAAACAA
Drosophila santomea is the source of this 2302-nucleotide messenger RNA. It is a transcript of the gene l(3)72Dn, whose product is annotated as U3 small nucleolar RNA-associated protein 4 homolog. The transcript is spliced from 3 exons. Lineage: Eukaryota; Metazoa; Arthropoda; Insecta; Diptera; Drosophilidae. Gene Ontology annotation, biological process: maturation of SSU-rRNA from tricistronic rRNA transcript (SSU-rRNA, 5.8S rRNA, LSU-rRNA). Gene Ontology annotation, molecular function: protein binding; RNA binding. Bases 108 to 2198 code for a protein of 696 amino acids. The record is from RefSeq and is a predicted model, not a curated record. Gene Ontology annotation, cellular component: 90S preribosome; small-subunit processome; t-UTP complex.